Molecule: messenger RNA, 831 nt
Organism: Lobosporangium transversale
Lineage: Eukaryota; Fungi; Mortierellomycota; Mortierellomycetes; Mortierellales; Mortierellaceae
Exons: 3
Coding region: 1-831 (276 amino acids)
Biological process (GO): glutathione metabolic process
Molecular function (GO): glutathione transferase activity
Source: RefSeq, a predicted model, not a curated record
AUGGCCCAUUCUCCAAGCACUGGACUACCAGGCUCAGCAUUCACAACAAGAACACGUCGCGAGCUUGCUGAAGCAGCGGCAGCCACGCAUGAAGUAAAUUCAGCAAACAAUAAUGUUUCAUACAAGGUUCUAUAUCUGAAGCUUCACGGCAUGGCUGCGACCACGCGCGCUAUCCUUGCGGUUUCUGGUGUGAAAUGGGAGAACAUCUAUCCUAGUGAUUGGGUGUCCGAAAAGCCUCAUACCCCACUUGGAGUAAUGCCCAUUCUUUACGAAAUCCAUCGUUCCAGUCCAUCCUUACCCUCUACUAACCCUGGCCUUGUCCUCGAAAUUCCGGAGUCGGAGGCUAUAGAGCGCUAUCUGGCGAGAAAGUUUGGUCUGUUGGGACAAGAUGAAUGGGAAGAAACUGCUAUCAAUGUAUUCUACUCCUCUUCGAACGCCAUCAUGUCAUUUUACAUAAAUAAGGUUCUUCUUGCAUUUCCAGAUAUAAAACAGCGCGAAUUGGAGAAAUUCCUGACUAAAGACUUACCUGUAUGGAUCUCGCAACAUGAGAAAUGGCUAGCCAAAAACGGAAAUAAUGGACAUUAUGUUGGCGAUCAGCUUUCACUUGCAGAUAUACGCUCCGUGAUUUGUCUGGAACGAUUCAUGGCAAUUCCAGAGUGCAAUCCUCAAACCAAUAGUGAACGUAAUAUGUUCUCGUUAGCUACCCCGGGUCUGUUCAAACUCAAACAAGUCCUUGACAGCCGUCCAGGCUAUGCAGCCUGGAUUUCUUCUGAAGAAUUCAACACCAUCACAGCUUCAACUAAACAACGUCUUUCUGUUUUGUCAGGAUAA